Hemibagrus wyckioides is the source of this 3524-nucleotide messenger RNA. Its product is annotated as ribosome quality control complex subunit NEMF-like. The record is from RefSeq and is a predicted model, not a curated record. NCBI's taxonomy places the organism in Eukaryota, Metazoa, Chordata, Actinopteri, Siluriformes, Bagridae. Gene Ontology annotation, cellular component: RQC complex. Gene Ontology annotation, molecular function: tRNA binding; ribosomal large subunit binding. The transcript has 32 exons. Gene Ontology annotation, biological process: rescue of stalled cytosolic ribosome; ribosome-associated ubiquitin-dependent protein catabolic process. The coding region runs from base 97 to 3354 and encodes 1085 amino acids.
CUUCCGUAGAAAAUAGCGCACGCGCAGUGCUCAUUUAUGCGGAAGUGUGGAUCUUCAGUAUAGUGAAAGUUAUCAUUUGUGUACCUCGAUGACACGAUGAAAGGCAGAUUCAACACAGUGGACAUUAGGGCAGUGAUUUCCGAGCUCAAUGCCAAGUAUGUGGGGAUGCGAGUGUACAAUGUCUACGACAUUGACAGCAAGACCUAUCUCAUUCGCCUACAGAAGCCAGACAGCAAAGCCGUCUUGUUGAUUGAGUCUGGUAUAAGGAUUCACUCCACAGACUUCGAGUGGCCCAAAAAUGUGAUGCCCUCUGGCUUUGCUAUGAAAUGCAGAAAACACCUUAAGUCCAGGAGAUUGGUACAUAUAACACAACUCGGUGUGGACAGGAUUGUGGACCUUCAGUUUGGCUCUGAAGAGGCGGCAUACCACCUUAUAGUUGAGUUGUAUGAUAGGGGGAACAUAAUUCUGACAGAUCAUGAGUAUACCAUCCUGAAUCUGCUGCGUUUUCGAACAGCUGAGGCAGAGGAUGUCAAAAUUGCAGUGAGAGAAAGAUACCCCAUAGAGAAUGCCAGGCCUUCUGAACCCCUUAUCAGCCUGGAGAGGCUUAAAGAUAUUUUAUCCAAAGCUCAGACUGGGGAGCAAAUAAAAAGGAUUCUAAAUCCCCACCUUUCAUAUGGAGGCACUCUAAUCGAACACUGCCUGAUAGAGAUUGGUUUUCCUGGUCUUUUAAAAAUGGACUGUCGAUUUAACAUGACAGAAGAUGGGCCAAAACUUCUGGAGGCAUUGAAAUUGGCAGAGAGCUGUAUGGAGAAAGCAGCAAACUUCAACGGAAAGGGUUACAUCAUUCAGAAAACUGAAAAAAAGCCAAGCAUGACACCAGACAAACCACAUGAACAGUUUCUCACGUAUGAAGAAUUUCACCCAUUUUUAUUUUCCCAACACUCAAAGAGCCCAUAUCUUGAGUUUGAGUCUUUUGAUAAGGCUGUUGAUGAGUUUUUCUCCAAGAUGGAGAGUCAGAAGAUUGACUUGAAAGCACUUCAGCAGGAGAAACAAGCUCUGAAAAAGCUUGAGAAUGUGAGAAAGGAUCAUGAACAACGGUUGGAGGCUCUACACCAGGCUCAGGAGGUGGAUCGUUUGAAGGGCGAAUUGUUGGAAAUGAAUCUUCCCAUUGUAGACCGAGCUAUUCAGGUGGUGCGCAGUGCUCUGGCUAAUCAGGUGGACUGGGCUGAGAUCAGCCUAAUUGUUAAAGAAGCUCAAGCAGCCGGAGAUCCUGUGGCAUGUGCAAUAAAAGAUCUGAAAUUGCAAACGAACCACAUCACUAUGCUACUGAGGAACCCAUACAUUGGUUUAGAGGAAGGUGAGGAAGAGAAAGUAGUUUCAGAAGAUACUAAUGAAGGGUCUGAGCAGGCAAUGGAGAAGAAAAAUAAGAAUAAAGACAAAGGACAGAAGGGCAAGGUACAGAAGAAUAAACCCAUACUGGUGGAUGUGGACCUUGGUUUGUCUGCUUAUGCCAAUUCAAAAAAAUAUUAUGACCACAAGCGGAAUGCUGCCAAAAAGGAGCAGAAAACAGUUGAGGCUGCAGAGAAGGCUUAUAAGUCUGCUGAGAAAAAGACCAAGCAAACCCUUAAAGAAGUCCAGACAGUGACAACAAUUCAAAAAGCCAGAAAAGUCUUCUGGUUUGAAAAGUUCCUGUGGUUCAUUAGUUCAGAGAACUACCUCAUUAUUGCUGGACGGGACCAGCAGCAGAAUGAGAUGAUAGUUAAACGUUACUUGCGACCAGGGGACAUCUACAUCCAUGCUGAUCUUCAUGGAGCUACAAGCUGUGUCAUCAAGAAUCCAUCUGGUGAGCUUGUUCCCCCACGCACACUAACUGAGGCUGGAACAAUGGCUGUGUGCUACAGCGCUGCUUGGGAUGCCAAAGUCAUCACAAGUGCUUGGUGGGUCCAUCAUAACCAGGUGUCCAAAACUGCUCCAACAGGAGAGUACUUAACAACAGGAAGCUUCAUGAUUAGAGGGAAGAAGAAUUACUUACCUCCCUCUUAUCUUAUAAUGGGGUUUGGUUUUCUCUUCAAAGUGGAUGAGCAGAGUGUGUUUAGACACCGGGGAGAGAGGAAGGUUAAAACUCUGGAAGAGGACAUGGAAGACAUCAGCUCUAGAACUGCAGAGCUUUUAGAAGAGGGAGAGGAGCUGCUGGUCAGCACUAUGUUUCUCCCAGGAGAAGACAGUGCAAAUGAAGUAGAGGCUGAUGGAGACGACAUGUUAGAGGAGGACGGCACAAUGGAAGAAGGACAUGAAGAAAUGCUGCAAAAAGUGGAAGCAGAAGAGAACAUGGAAGCUAAUGAAGAGCAGUCAAGUGAAAUCCAGUUUGAGACAUUGAACCAGGAGGAAGAGGAGGAGGAGAAGGAGGUGUGCGAACAGAAAGGAGAAAAGGAGACUGAUGAAGGGACUAAGAGUGAGGAGGAUAGUACUGACAUCAGUUUUCCAGACACCACAAUCAUACUCACACACCUUCAGUCCAACAGGGGAAUGACCAAUGCUGGUUUCAAACAAGAAGUUGCAACACGGGAAAACACAGUACCACAAGGGAAAAAGUACAUGAGUGCAAAGCAGAGAAGGGAUAUAAAAAAGAAGCAGAAACAGGGAAGCAGUGAACAUCCAGAAGAAGAUGAGAUGAAAAAAGAGGAGAUCCAAAGUUCUUCUGCAACCAGUCCUAAGUGUGGAGGAGCUGCUCAGCCGCGGAAGAGAGGACAAAAGAACAAGCUGAAGAAAAUCAAGGACAAAUACAAAGACCAAGAUGAGGAAGAUCGUGAGCUAAUGAUGAAGUUACUUGGGUCUGCAGGCUCCAAUAAAGAAGAGAAAGGGAAGAAAGGAAUGAAGGGGAAAGAAGACCUCAGAAAGCGAGCACCUCAGAAACUUGCUCAAAAGCCCAGAGCAGUAAAGAAAGCUGAACAGCUGGGGACUGAUGUCAAUCAAGCAGGACAAUACAGCACAGAACAGGAUGACAAAGAUGCUGAUGAUAUGGAUCAGGAGAAUCCUGGAGCAGAGGAAUAUGAAAAUUUCCUUGACUCUCUCACUGGUCAGCCACAUUCAGAUGAUAUGCUGCUGUUUGCAGUGCCUGUGUGUGCACCAUACACAGCUCUCUCCACUUUCAAGCACAAAGUAAAAUUGACUCCGGGGACCCAGAAGAAAGGAAAGGCUGCCCGGACUGCUGUGUUCAGCUUCAUGCAUGCUAAAGAAACCAGUGCCAGAGAGAAAGAUCUGUUCCGCAGUGUGAAGGACACUGAUCUAUCAAGAAACAUGCCCGGCAAAGUAAAAGUAUCUGCUCCAAACCUUUUGGCAGCAAAGAAGAAGUAAAUGUAUGGAACACUACUUUGGUUGCAUAUAAUAUUCAGCAGAAUAAAAAAAAAAAGUGAAAUCUUGGAUGGUUCAUCUCCUGUAAAUGCUUGCUUUGGAGCCUGAACAUUAAGUGUUUUAAAAACUUGUUAAAUUGUAACAAAUAAAACAAUUUUCACUCCUUUACAGUU